CUGCGUGCAGUGGAGCUGAUGUUUGGCGGCGAGGGUGCCGGCGCCGCCAUUGCGCGCGGCAAGGCGCUGGCGCUGGGGACGCUGGUGACUCGCUACCUGGUGGAGGCGCCGCCCAAUGUCUGCACCCCCACCCACCUGGCGGAGGCGGCGGCCAAGAUUGCGGCGGAGGCGCCGGAUGUGAUGAAGCUGGAGGUGCUGGAGAAGGCGGAGUGCGAGGCGCUGGGCAUGGGGCUGUACCUGGGAGUGGCUGAGGCCGCCGACGAGCCCCCCAAGUUCAUCCACCUCACAUAUACACCCGGGGGAGAGGUGAAGAAGAAUGUGGCGAUUGUGGGCAAGGGGCUGACCUUUGACAGCGGCGGCUACAACCUCAAGGCGGGGGCCGGCUCCAUGAUUGAGAUGAUGAAGUUCGACAUGGGCGGGUCGGGCGCCACGCUGGGAGCUGCCAAGGCCAUCUCUCUGAUGAAACCAGAGGGCGUGCAGGUCCACUUCAUCAUCGCCUCCUGCGAAAACAUGGUGGAUGGGCGGGGGCUGCGCCCUGGGGAUGUGCUUGUGGCCAGCAACGGCAAGACGGUCGAGAUAAACAACACAGACGCGGAGGGGCGCCUGACGCUGGCCGACGCGCUGCUAUAUGCGCAGAAGCAGUGCGGCGCGGAGGCGAUCGUGGACAUUGCCACGCUCACCGGCGCCUGCAUGGUUGCGCUGGGCGACGGCGUGGGCGGGCUGUGGGCCCCCAGCGACGACAUGGCGGCGGGCGUGGGCGCAGCGGCCAAGGAGGCGGGCGAGAAGCUGUGGCGCAUGCCGCUGGAGGAGAGCUACGGCGAGCAGCUGAAGAGCGGGAUCGCCGACAUGCGCAACACGGGGGCGCGCCUGGGCGGCGCCAUCACCGCUGCCCUCUUCCUCAAGGAGUUUGUGGAUACGGGCAAGGUGCAGUGGUGCCACCUGGACAUCGCGGGGCCGGUGUGGCAGGAGAAGCAGGGCGGCGCCACCGGGUUUGGCGCGCAGACGCUGGCAGAGUGGGCGGCCGCGCAGGGGCGCUAG
Molecule: messenger RNA, 1038 nt
Organism: Chlorella variabilis
Lineage: Eukaryota; Viridiplantae; Chlorophyta; Trebouxiophyceae; Chlorellales; Chlorellaceae
Exons: 8
Coding region: 19-1038 (339 amino acids)
Biological process (GO): proteolysis
Cellular component (GO): cytoplasm
Molecular function (GO): metalloaminopeptidase activity; manganese ion binding; protein binding
Source: RefSeq, a predicted model, not a curated record